AACAAAGAAACAGAGGAAGCAAAAAUGCAAAGAGAAACUACUAUUAGAGAAGAAGAAAUAAAAAAAAUGCAACUCAUGCAAAAAGAAAUUGAGUUGCUUAAGAAAGAGCGUGAUCUGUUUAAAAAAGAGAAUGAAUUGACAAAGAAAAUGACUCAAUUACAAUUAAACACUUCGAGUUUAAGCGAAUGUAAACAUUCAGUACAAAGAAAAGAAGUACCGCUCAUAAUAUUAAAAGAAUUUUUACCGGAAUGCGAUGGUAACAAUUUUAAUGUUUGGGUUACGCAACUUGAAGCGUUAGAAAAAGCUUACGAAUUAGAAGACAAUGUAGUUCGAACACUUAUUAUAACGAAAGCAAAAGGUAGAGUACAAAAUUGGCUCCACUCUACACCAAAUGUUCUUACACAAAGCAGUAAAAUAUUGAUCGAACAAAUGAUUUCCGUAUUUGGCUCAAAAGAGAGUAUUGUUCAAUUGCGUCGCAAAUUUGAAACACGUUUGUGGUCCGAUGAUGAAAAAUUUGUUGAUUAUUACAACGAUAAAAUUGUUUUAUCAUUACUGAUAAAUAUGUCGGAAGAAGAGUUAGUUGAAUACAUUGUUGAUGGAAUACGUGAUCCACAACUGCGUAUGCUUGCAAAAAUGCAGCAGUUCAAAUCAAAAGAAAAAUUGGUAGCAGCGUUUGGCGAUGUUAAUCAAAAUACUGCUAGGACAGUGUCGACGAAUGAAAGGCGUGUAAAGCAAGGCUUAAGAUGUUUUAACUGCAGUAAUACUGGGCAUGUUGCCGCUGAGUGUCGUCAACCGAAACGUCCAUUCGGAGCUUGCUAUGGAUGCGGUAGUUUGGAACACCGGGUUGCAGUCUGUCCCAGUAAAAAAUUCAACGCCAACGAACAACAAAAUAAUUAUAAUGCCUAAUAGACUCUGGCAGCCCAAUUAGUUUUUUGAAAAAAUGUUGUGUACCGGAAGCGGUAAAGUUAAAUGAAAUUUCGAAUGUAGA
Teleopsis dalmanni is the source of this 988-nucleotide messenger RNA. RefSeq lists its product as uncharacterized. The record is from RefSeq and is a predicted model, not a curated record. NCBI's taxonomy places the organism in Eukaryota, Metazoa, Arthropoda, Insecta, Diptera, Diopsidae. The transcript has 2 exons. Bases 25 to 906 code for a protein of 293 amino acids. Gene Ontology annotation, molecular function: nucleic acid binding; zinc ion binding.